CCAAAAUUAGUCGUUGAAAACCCACCCUCAUCAUGGAUGCAAAGGGUGAGAAGCAGACGGACUUGAACGUGUCGCCCGACACCAAUCGCUCCGUCGAUGAGGAUCCCCUGGCUACCAGCCAGAAGACCUUCUGGGAGCGCAGUUGGCCCACCUUUGCCUGCGGUGCUGGUCUCUGGUCCGAUGGCUACUUGCAAUAUGUCAUCGGAACGGUCAACACCAUGUUGAGCGAUCUGUACCCUGACGUCUACGCCGGAUCGACCUACAGUCAGAACGUCUCAUCGAUCUCCUUUGCCGGAACGGUGGUGGGAAUGCUGGUCUUCGGGUAUAUGUCCGACCACUGGUCGCGCACCAACACCCUGAUGGUCUCCACCGUCAUUCUGUUCGUGUUUGGGGCGCUUUGUGCCGGGGCCUACGGCGCCAAUGGUAGCUUGACGGGCAUGUUCACAGCCUUGACCGUAUACCGCUUUUUCCUUGGGCUGGGAGUCGGGGGCGAGUACCCUGCCGGGUCGGUGGCGGCGGCGGAGAGCAGUGGAGAGAUGAAGAAGGGCCAGCGUCACCGGUGGUUCAUCCUGUUCACCAACUUUCAGCUCGACUUGGCCUCCGUCGCCUCGUCGCUGGUGCCCAUGAUCGUCGUGCUGGCCUGUGGGGAGAAUCAUCUGCGCGCCGCCUGGCGCAUCUGUCUCGGUCUGGGAGUCAUUCCGCCGCUGAGUCUGAUCUACCUCCGAAUGAAGCUGAAGGAACCGACCGAGUAUACGCGCGAGAAGAUGCACAAGUUCCCCAUCUGGUUGAUCGUUAAAUUCUACUGGAAGCGCUGGUGUGCGGUCGCCUUGAUCUGGUUCAUGUACGAUUUCUCGACCUAUUCCUUCAGCAUCUACUCCUCCCAGUGGCUGAACCUGAUCAUUGGCGCCAACUCACCCAUGUGGGUGACACUGGGUUGGAACACCUUGAUCAACGUCUUCUACCUGCCUGGCUCGUUCCUGGGCGCGUUGCUCAGCGACUGGUACGGCCCCCGCAACACCUUGGCCGGAGGAGUAUUCGUGCAAGGCGUUAUUGGGCUGAUCAUGACGGGCUGCUACCCCUAUCUGGACACCAACCAAUACGUAGCGGCUUUUGUCGUGAUCUACGGAAUUUUUCUUGCCAUGGGGGAAGUCGGCCCCGGCGACAAUAUCGGUCUCUGCGCGGCCAAGACGUGCGCCACGCCGAUCCGCGGACAAUACUACGGCACGGCGGCCGCCAUGGGCAAAGUGGGCGCUUUCGUAGGCACCUACGUCUUCCCCAUCAUCGUCAAGAACGCCCCCACCGAGGCGCGCAAGGGUCAGGACCCUUUCUACGUCUCCAGCGCGCUGUGUAUCUUCAGUGCCUUUUUGGCGUACUUCUGUCUGCCGAACAUCACUCAGGAUACGAUCACGCACGAGGAUGCGCGGUUCCGGGAGUAUUUGGAGGCGGAGGGCUACGAUACUUCCACCAUGGGUCUUUCAGCGGCGGAAUCCGAGUAAAAUGUGGUGACGAGUUAUCUGGGGGAGGAUUUGAAUCUGCUAGCGAGAAUGCGACCUCUCGUCGCGUGUCUUGGUUAAUGUGAUCAUGGCCGUAUAAAUAUUGUCUAAUGAAGUAUUCCU
Molecule: messenger RNA, 1616 nt
Organism: Aspergillus saccharolyticus JOP 1030-1
Lineage: Eukaryota; Fungi; Ascomycota; Eurotiomycetes; Eurotiales; Aspergillaceae
Product: MFS general substrate transporter
Exons: 6
Coding region: 33-1496 (487 amino acids)
Biological process (GO): carboxylic acid transport; transmembrane transport
Cellular component (GO): plasma membrane
Molecular function (GO): carboxylic acid transmembrane transporter activity
Source: RefSeq, a predicted model, not a curated record